UCCCCUCUGUUCUGUUCCUUCCUGCCCGGCGAAAUCACGGAAGCCGCUAAAGGCAGCCGAGAAUGGAGGGGAAAGAGCGGCAGUAAAUCAUUUCGUCAGCAGCUCUUGGGGCCUGCGGGAAAUCUUCCACCGCGUCACCUCCUCCCAUGGCGGCGACCGCGGAGCUCGCCUGAUCCUGAUCGCGCCCGUGAUUAGUGGUUUGGCAGUUCGGCUGCCCCAGCAGUGCGUGCUCACCAUGGUUACUGAAGAGCCCGAAGCAAAGAAGCAGAUAAAUGAGGAAUGCAUCAUAAACCGCCUCCCAGGAGACCUCAUUGAGCGGAUAUUUUUUAGGCUUCCGGUGAGCACUUUGUUGACGUGCCGCGGCGUCUGCAAGCAGUGGCAGAACUUCAUCCGGGAUCCACAGUUUGCCGCAUCACACCUCCAGCUUGCACCCAGUUAUGCUCUUCUGUUCUUCCCGCAAGGUUUGGUUUCCAGCGUGCUCUACCCUAGUGAUGCUAUCCUAAUUGACGAAGCCUGGUCACCGUCGACAUAUGCGGUGCCAGUGAUUGGUCCUGAUGAUUUCCUUUUUGGUUCAUGCAAUGGCCUUCUUGGGUCAUACACAAAGACAUCAACGAUCAAGAUAGCUAACCUUGCAACUGGUGAAUGUCUACAUCUUGAGAAACCUUCCAAGAAUGUGAAAGGUGAUCACUACUGUUUCUACAGCUUUGGGUUUCAUCCCGUGACAAAAGAAUACAAGAUCACACACUUCCUUGGUGACUGCGUUGAUGGUCGCCCCCAUAAUAAAGACAGGUUCAACAUCAUUCAAGUUUACACGCUUGGUGAUGAGAAAUGGAAAGAUAUCCGCACUCCAGAACCUCUUAGCUUGAUCAGUGUGAGAAACUCUGGAGUUGUCAAUGUUGAUGGCAAAAUGUAUUGGUUAACUGAAGACAUGCUAGUUAGCUGGCAGCAUGCAGUUAUUUCCUUUGAUCUCAGGGAAGAAAGUUUUGCGACGAUACAACUGCCGGCAGAGCGUGAAGAUCAGGAUCGUUAUGGUCCUCGUAAGUUCUGGAUCAGAGAAAUGCAUGGGAAAAUAUGCAUAGUAACUGCUCAACCAAGUCGUUAUGAUCCCAGAGCUCUUCUUGGUGAGCUGCAGAUCUGGACACUUGAGAACACGGUAGAGCAACAAAGGUGGAGCAAGAAGUACAAUAUUAAGAACCCACCAAAUUACAUUCCAGGUCCACAUUCUGUUCACAGGGAUAGGAUCAUGACGCAACUUUACAAUAGCGUGUGUUCAUAUGAGUUGUUUAGUGAAAACUUCGAGAUUGAUUUGAGCAAGAAGUUGAAGCUGUUUGAUUCCAAACCCCGUUGGAUGUACAACAUGCAAUCCUACAUCGUUGUGAAAUCACUUGUAUCUUUAGAUUUAUAUAAAAAGGCUGGCAUUGUGCGCAGACCGAAACAGCAAGUAGGCUGGGAAUUGAAGAAGUGGAAGGCAUGGGAGGGUAAGCGUCGUGAGGCAGAGGAUAUACGGUGCCGUGUCCACAAACAUGAGCAUGCCUUAUUUGGAAACGCAGAAAAAAUGGGUAAAAUGUAUCAGUCUUUGCAGGAUAAGCCACAUGAUGUAGCAGAACGUCUACGCGCAGAACUCAAUCAGGUGUUGCAGGACAUGCCGGAUAGUCCAAGUCAGCCAAAGUCCCCCCGGAGGCUUAAUUGGGUGGAGCAGAAGCAGGACUAUGAGAAGUUGAUGGCCCGUUCAGCGAAACUGAAAGAAAGGGCUCAGGUCAUGAAGCAGGCACAUGAUAACAUCUUGAGUAUCAUUGCAAGUUUUAAGUCGGAUAAGGGUAAAUCUACUGCUGGCGCUUCUUCUUCUUCCAUUGCCCGUCUUGAUGAGAAGAAGGAAGAAGAGAACAUUUAAAAUUGCACUUAGCUAUCUGGGGCACUUCUUGUUAUUGUCUCUAUUUCAUCCUGAGAGAUUCUGUAACCUCUGCCAAGGAGGCUCUUGUCCCCUUGGAUUGGAUGUGCGCAGCCGUUGUUCGUAGUCCGAUUUAGCCUCUCGCUCCAUCAGUUGCUCGUUGUCAUUACAUUGCACUUUCAGGUUUCUAGUUUCUAUAAAUGUUCGGCGCAAAAUGCCGCUUGGCCGAGAGAUCCAACAGGAACGAUGGCCUUGCCUUAAACAGGAAUAAUGAUGUGAUUUGCAAUGUUUUAAAUACUUGGGAUUAAGUGUCAAGACUUCA
Messenger RNA from Triticum aestivum (bread wheat), 2210 nucleotides. RefSeq names its product F-box protein CPR1. The record is from RefSeq and is a predicted model, not a curated record. NCBI's taxonomy places the organism in Eukaryota, Viridiplantae, Streptophyta, Magnoliopsida, Poales, Poaceae. Gene Ontology annotation, molecular function: protein binding. Bases 236 to 1891 code for a protein of 551 amino acids. The transcript is spliced from 6 exons.